Molecule: messenger RNA, 1320 nt
Organism: Macroventuria anomochaeta
Lineage: Eukaryota; Fungi; Ascomycota; Dothideomycetes; Pleosporales; Didymellaceae
Product: alpha/beta-hydrolase
Exons: 3
Coding region: 78-1079 (333 amino acids)
Molecular function (GO): hydrolase activity
Source: RefSeq, a predicted model, not a curated record
CACUGUUCCCCAACCCUCAACCAAAAUCGUGGACACAUCUCAAGAGCUAGCAAUUGGUACACAAGAACGUCUGCAACAUGGCCACCACAUCAGCACACAAGAUCCAAGACGAGAAGUUCAACAGCCUCGGCUUCUCAAAAGCCAUCGUCAACAAAGAGCAAGUAUGCUCAUACAGUCGCAGCCUAGGCACUGUCUCCGACAACAAACCCAUUCUCGUCUUGAUUCAUGGCUAUCCACAGAGCUCGUACAUGUGGCGCCACUUCAUCCCUCUUCUCCCCCAAGAUGCACCCAUAUUCGCACCAGAUCUACCAGGAUAUGGCGCCAGUGCUGCCAUUGAAAAGCAUGACAAACUAACCGUCGGAAACGCCAUCUUAUCCGCGCUCCGAACAGAAGUAAAACGCACUUCUUCCAGCCCUCCAGCCGGCGACAUCCCCAUCGUACUAAUCGGCCACGAUCGCGGCGCACGAGUAUCGCACCGCCUUGCUGUCAGCUGCGCAGAAGGCUUCGAUAUUCGGGGUGUGUGUCUGAUUGAUAUUGUCCCUACAUCUACGCAAUGGCAGCACUACUCGACCCCCUUCAAAGCCGCAAAAGACGUAACCGGCUACUUCCACUGGCCCUUCCUCGCGAACGUGAAUCUCGCGAUACGCAUGAUAAGCGCCUAUGGACCCGCUAAGUUUUUGGAGGAGAUGACCACCGCUUGGUUGGGGAAGAAUGAAACGGGUCUCGAAGCGUUCAAAGCCGACGAUUCCCUCGCUGUCUACGGAGAAUUCUUCGCUCAAGAGCAUGUGCUGAAGGCGAGUUGUGAAGACUAUCAGCACGGCGCUACGACAGAUGUUGAGCGGCAGGAGGAAGAUCAGAAAGAGGGGAGGAAGAUUGGGGUCCCGCUGUUUUUGCUAUAUAGUGAGACAUAUAUUGGGAGUAGAUAUGAGUUUCCCGAUGUGUGGAGGGAUUGGGUGGGUGAGGGCGUGGAUGUCCAGCAUCAUGCGUUGGGAGAGGGAAUCGGACAUUUUGGGGCGGAGGAGGCGCCGGAGGAGAGUGCGAAGGUUGUUGGGAAGUGGUUGGAGGGACUGAAAGGUUGAGUAGAGUAUUGAGGACUGUGGCUUCGCUCCCAUGUUCUAUUAGAUAUAAGCGUAUAUUUAGGCCUGAGAAUCGAUACUCAGCGACAGUGAGAUGUUACUGACUGCCUCCAGAACGUACCCAACAUGUUCCAUACAGUGGAGGAAACACUUUGGAGGCAUUAUGGUAUGAAAAAUGGGCACAGAAAGACAGCACGACUGGCUUGUAAGGGACUACAUUGGUGAUACAUGCGCCUCGCAGCUU